This is a messenger RNA of Rubroshorea leprosula, 706 nucleotides long. Lineage: Eukaryota; Viridiplantae; Streptophyta; Magnoliopsida; Malvales; Dipterocarpaceae. The record is from the annotation of a GenBank genome assembly.
CUUUAUUUCUCAGUUGAGUCCAAAGCUGAGCAAAGAAAGAAAGGGAAAUGGCUACGGCGGCAUUCGACAUUCCCCUGGGCUUGGGAAAAAGGGUCUUAAAGAUCGAAGCUGGAACUGCUGCUGAUACCGAAGCAGUAACAGACAUGGUUAGCUCACAGCUGCAGUUACAUCGCUAUCAAACCGGUAGACGGUCACGGGUUGUUACAGCUUUGACCCUUCAAAAAGACCACCUUUGCAAGCACCAGGGUUAUGUCCAAGCUGCCUUGGUGCUUGGAGGUGUUGAUUUCACUGGACCUCAUCUGCACACCGGAGUCCUUCCACUUAUAUACCCUCAUGGAUCAGUUGACACAUUGCCAUUCGCUACAAUGGAUUCUUGUUCUCUGGCUGCAAUGGUUAUAUUUGAGUCAAAGUAUAGAGAGGGCUUGACUGGAAGUUUACCUGUUUUGUUUGACGAAGAGAUGAAGGAAUACAGCUUGUCUCUGAGGCUAUAUGCUCUGCUCUGGGAUAGGACUUCUUAUUUUGUCUCUCGACCCAAGCCUCACCUUUUAACAACUGUUGGCACAGGGAGUCAGGGACACAAGGAGUGUUUGAGGAACCACCUUUUGCCAAAUCCUCGCACCUAUGUCGGUUCAAAGGGCUAUUCUUUUCCUAAGAAAACUGGUCAGUAAUGUGCCUCCCAUCCCAUUUAUAAAUUAGGCCUAGUAUU